AUGGAUCUGUCACUGCUUUGCACGCACGACCAAACACGGUCACCGGCGUCUCUCACGGACAGUCAAACGGGGGAUUUAGACUCCAUUCCUCUUUUGCACGGUCCUAGAGGAAACACACUGUCUGCAUAUGAGACAGGAACACAGACCAUGCCAGAUCUCCCGCUCCAGGCUGACGAAUCCACUGAGACUUUAACAAACGUUUCCGCAUGCCUCUCUCAUGAGAAAAGCGCUGACUCAGACCGUUUUAAGCUCUCAUCACCCGGCUAUAAUGUCUCACAUUGUUUUCCACUUUGCUCACAGCCUGUGCCAACGGAUAAUGAUCUCAGGGUUCAUUCCUAUUUCGGCUCAUCAGAACCCAUGUUAACUCUUUUACCUCACCUGACCCACAACCUUACCUCACCCCCAUCUGAAACUUUCUCAGAGUUUUACGUGAAACAACAGCCAGCCCUCUCCGUUCCUCUCAUUCAAGACAACACUGCACCUGGGGCCAUGUCAUCUAUUUCUGAGGGUUUGAUGGAAAUGUCCACCGCUGAGCCUCUCACCAGGCUCAGCUUCAGCUCCGAACACGGUCGAGCCACUUAUCCGCUGGGUUCAUCGUCACCUCACUCUGAUAGUUCAGAGAGUGACAAAGCUGAGGCACCUAUGUCGGACCUUUACAUCUUUGAGACUGAGACGCGGGACUUCCUGCUGAACCCUAAUGUAGAUCCCCAUGAGAUGAAAUGUCCCGAUUGCCAGCCAUUAUCACAAAUAGAAGAAAAAGAGGUGCAGCAUUACUGCAAUACAGAUGCUCUGAGGUGUGAUUCAGCAGACACGCUGACAAAAAGUCGUCACAGCUCUAGUGAGGAACAGGCUACGGUGUAUUAUGAGUCAGACGUGGGACAACAUGCAGGGCCGAGACCACCUGCUGCGCAUGCCUGUGAGGCGAGCUCGAUGUCAGUAAAUGAUGAGAGACGUCCGACUGCAGAGGUCAGCGGUUUAACCCCCAAGGCACGACAGAGCCACAGCCCUGUCGAGCUGUGGCUGGACGCAUGUCAGUAUCUGGCAGGUGAGGACACAAUAGCUAUGGAUGUUUUGGACGGGACGAGUCGUUCUGUGACGCAACAGGGACCCUCAGUCACCGGUGACUUAUCUUUACCGCCUGGAGAGACACGGGAGUCAGGUUGCCACUCCGAAGGCAGGGAGGGGAUUGGCUGGUCCUGCGAAGACACCAGAGGCUGGGGGCCACCGGUUGAGAGGUGGUCAUCAGUGGACAGCUGGGCGAGUGCACUCUCGGACUGGUCCGGGAUCUUCACAGCCUCGCCAGGGGACAUCACAACUGCCUUCACAGAGAUAGGAGCUGAGAUAGAUGCUUUGACGCAGGCACUAGCAGGGGUUAAUACUGAUACAAACACAGAGACAUCUCAAGAGAGACAGAGUCGGAAGACAGCAGCGCUGGUCCGACCGCAGCCACCCAUGGGCAUCCAGGAUCAGCCUCGGGGCGCUGAAUCUUUGUGUGAUUUCACUGCUACCACACAAGGAGAAGAGCAGCCAGAAGAAAUCCAGAGCAGCCAGAGUGAGUCCUGUACAUGCCCCAUUCACCCGCACUCACCCAUGGGUUCAUCCAGUGCUGUGGUGGCCUUUCCUGGAGGAUACGGUAAAGAUGUGACUGCAGCUACACUCGUCCCUGGAUCUUCUUCCUCUUAUCGUUUUGACCCAUCUCAGUUUGGCGGAUAUGACGACCCCUCGGAGACAGACAUUUUCAUCAGCAAAGAAGAUCCCAUCAUACUGAACAUAACAGAGGACACAGACUUGGAGGAAGGAAUUGGAGAGCCCGGUGGAGACGGACUGUGUGAAGUGACAGAUGAACACAGAACUUCCCAGCCACGUUCGCUGGCUAAAAGGAGCGGUGGGCGGGCCAAGGUUGAUGGUGAAGGAACUGAAUCUUCACCGGAUCCUCACUUCCUCAACACACACACUCUGACCAACUCACAUGUGCCCGGUGUGGACACACAACCUGGUCUGCAUGCCAAUGUUCACACACACGUGUUGCCCGACACUUUACCAGACCUUGACGGCUCAUGUCAGGUGGAGCCACAGUGGGCGAGUCCUAAGUUUAUUAUGCCCUUGGCUCCCCUCAGCACGAGCUCCUCCCUCCUAUGUUGGACAGGCAGAAGUUUGGAAAGAGAUCAAGUUUGUGCCAAAAGGUCUCUCAAUGACAACAGAGGCCUAAGUUGUGAUCACGUACAACCCUGCGUUAUUUGGCCAACCUCAGAUGAGAUUACUGACAAACCCUCCUCGCAUUGUUGUGCAAAGCUGACUCAUAAAGAAGAAAGUACAAUAGACUCUGCUGAGAAAUCUUCCCCAGAAGGACAACUGGACUUACACACCGGCAACACCUCUGAGUGUUUCCUCCCUGAGAGAAAGUCAAUAAUUGAGGAGAUUAAUGACCUCAGUAGAGAACUCUCAAACUUGGCCGAUGUGCCUGCAGAUCAUUUCGUCAUCUCAGAGAAAAAACGGGUUGCAGUCAUCACUUUAGAAGUGAAUGACCCAUUUUUCUCCAGGCCUGCGAAGCCUAUCGCCGCAGCGGUACCAUCUGAAAAGUUUGAGCUGAAUCAGAAAACGACUGAAAAGAUGCCUCACAAACCUAACAAGCACAGGUCGGAGAGCAAGCCACGCUCCAAAAAGGACAAAUCCGCAGGUCACCAUCAUGGCGCACAGGUUUCCAUCAAGCAGGAGAAUUUAUCUCACCAUGUGUCAGCUCCGCAGACCAGCAAAGAGCAAGAAAUUCAUCUUCCUACUGAAGAAAAUCAUACCAUUGAGAAGAAUCCUCCAGCUGGACUUGAGGACAAUCAGGCUAAAUUGAGGACUGAAACCGACGUGGCAGCUGAGAAGGCUCCAAGCAAACCACAUGGUAAAAAGAAAAAGAAACAUGGUCAGAAUGCAACUGCUCUUAAGAACGUAGGGGAGCCACUGGUCGACGAGGAGCAUGCAGCGAAACCAAAGUCAGCAAAAGGAAGGCUUGACGUGUUCGAGGCCAGGCUGGGCGCCAAAGCUGAGAAAGCUCAAAAGGACAGUGCUCUGUCAGAUGGUGCUGAGAAAAAGCCCCAGCAGCUGGAGGCUAAAGCAUCGCAGGGAGAACGACCUGCGCAUUAUCCAGAGCAUAAAGACCACCAGCCAAAAACCUUCGCCAGGCCUCUGAACGACGACGUGAUUAAGAGACGACGUCUAUCAGAGGAUAAGUUUGGCAAGAUCCUUAGAGCCUUGGAGUCGAAACUACCAAAGCCAGACGUUUGUACUAAGGCGAGGGCAGAGGAGCCCAAGGCCGACGCUGGAGCGAGUCAUAAAAAGCCAUACAGUGAGGUGGUCAAACAGAAAGUCCCACCCAAGGAAGACCCCAAGGUGGUGCAGCCCAUCCAGGCGGCGUCGGUGAGCGGGGAGCCCCAGAGUCUGUCCCUGUGGUGCCAGUUUGCCGCCGUCUUCUACGACCACACGGCCACCUGGAGCCGAGAGGGCACUCGCCUCGCUGAGAUCAAGAGAAGUGCAGGGGAUGAGAGCAGAGUGUCACUCACCAUCUCCGACGCUUCUCACAAAGACUUGGGCAAGUACCAGUGUCGGCUCAGCAGCUCUCGUGCGUCGGUCAACCUGGACUACCUGCUCACAUACGAAGUGCUCAGUGAGAUAAUCAUUCCUCCAUCACCCAAGACCAUCUCAUCUGCUCCUGUCUCGGUGGGAAGUGACGAAGAGGACGUCCGCUGUUCCAGGCUGAUGUUCAAAGAGGAUUUCCUAUCCCACCAAUACUUUGGCGAAAACCAUCCUGUCAGCAUCAUCACCGAAAAGGUCCACUUUGGGGAGGGAAUGCACCGGCGGGCUUUCCGGACCUUGCUGCAGGCGGGUCAAAUGCCUCUUCUGCUGCCCGGACACACCUGCGUGCUCAAAGUUCACAACUCCAUCAGCUACGGGACCAAGAACAACGACGAGCUCAUCGAGAAGAACUUCACCUUGGCUGUGGAGGAGUGUCAGGUCCAGAAUACGGCGAGAGAGUACAUCAAGGCGUACACCGCUGCAGCUCGGUCUGCUGAAGCCUUCGGAGACGUGCCAGAGAUCAUUCCUAUCUACCUGGUCCACCGUCCAUCCAACGACAUCCCCUACGCCACACUGGAGGAGGAGCUGAUCGGUGACUUUGUCAAGUAUUCGGUCAAGGACGGCAAAGAGAUCAACCUGCUGAGACGCGACUCGGAGGCCGGACAGAAAUGUUGCUCUUUCCAGCACUGGGUCUACCACAGCACCGAGGGCAACCUGCUGGUCACGGACAUGCAAGGAGUGGGAAUGAGGCUCACCGACGUGGGAAUAGCCACUUGUAAGAAAGGGUACAAGGGCUUCAAAGGAAACUGUUCCACCUCCUUCAUCGACCAGUUCAAAGCCUUGCACCAGUGCAACACCUACUGUGAGAUCCUGGGCCUCAAAUCCCUUCAGCCUAAAGCCAAAAAGGCCACGUCUGCCCCCAAACCCAAACCCCAACCCCCUGCUGCACCCAAGAAGAAAAACUUUGGGCCAACAGUGAAGGGCAAGUCAUAACCAGAGUGGAAAUCUUUGGACUAUGGGUUGUUGUUGUUGUUGUUGUUGUUGUUGUUGUUGUUGUUGUUUUUGAAAUUGUGGAGGUUAAUGCCCCUCGGACUCCUCAAAGGUGUCAAACCAGCAAAGACAAUGGAGACAAAUGUAUCUGACUCUGACCGGUGGCCGUUUGUUUCAUCUCAUAUGUUAAACAUUUGAGAUAUAUAUUUCUAUUUUAUUGAAGAUUUCACCAGACAUUGUGUCUGUAUGAGAGUUUGCGAGGCUGUAUUCAUAAUGCAGGGGAAGAAAGUUUAUUUUACGAGUUUUAGGGAAACUGUGACAGAUUAAACGAACACUUGAAAGAGAUAAGAGAUGUAGUUUGUCUCCAGUGAUGAACAGUGCUGUCUUAGAUUGCUUGAUUGAUUCUGUGUGAUGACUGUUUUUCGACUUCAGUGAUGUUUUCAAACUGUCAGUUCAUUAAAUUAAUGAACUUGUUAAUUAAUUGCUUUGAGGAAAUGUCUUUGAAGUAGGCUGUAUGAUGAAUACACAAUAAAAAAACACACAUUAUGUUAUUUGGUGCUGAGUAACAAAAUGAGUGGGACAUUUUUGUGCUGGGUUGCAAGGUGAUUGAUGAAUGUAUUGUAUUUUCAGUUGAAUGUUUCAUUAUUAUAAUAUGUGUUCAUUGAGUCGUGGCAUUGAUUCACAAGAAUGUCAUGUCGUUUGUAUUUUGGAAAAUACAUUUUGUACAGGAGGAAAAAAAGCUAAUGUAAAGGAAGCCUUUGAUUGUAUUUACUGAUUUAUUCAUUUGUCAUUUCAUCAUCAGUUCUGUUUGUUAGAUUGAUUUCUGGCCUGAACCGGCGUAGCUCAAACAAGGGGAAAGACGUGGAAAACUAAAAGCAACAAUUACGCCACACUAGCCUGACACGGCCAAAACUAGACUGGUCCAUUUUAAUCUCAAUAGCGUGACGGCAGAUCAACCGAAGCCUCCAACUGCAUCCAUACGAUAAGCCUCUCGCGUUGCCUUUUAAAUCCCUGACCCAAAUUGCUGGCAUGGCUCUGAGGACGGUGCUGUGGCCGGUUGGCAAACGGUAGAUAUUAAUUAUUAAAGAGAUGUUGUUGGUUACAAAAAAAAGCUUUGUGGGUUUGUUUGUCUUUUUGUCAUUUCACAUUCUCUGUAAUGGGACCCUUCAGGCCUGCAGGCUGCGGGGAUGGGGCAGUAUUGCUGCAGGACUUUGACACUGUGUCUUGAUGAACAUGCAAACAUCUGCUCGCCUGUGUGCAUUGGACCAGGGCUGACGGAAUUUUAUAGAAUGUGAACAGCUUAAGGCAAAAAUGUGCAAAAAUAUUGUAUAAUACUGUAUUCACACUGUUUGCAUUGAUGAAAGCGAUUGUACAAUCAUAAAAUACAGCGUUAUAACGGUUUAAAGGUACAAGUGGCAGGAGCAUGAAAGAAAAUAGGCCGUCUCUUCCUAUCUACACAUAUAAAUGAAGUUGUCCAGCGACAAAUUAGCACCUAAAACGCAAAAGAAAGUAGGUCAGACUCAGGGGCCCGAGAUCAUGUACAAUGUAUCGACACACUACGUCUAUUUCCAUCUCCGACCCCCCUGCGUGGUGUAAUGUGUCCAACGCUAAAGCCGCGAUCAAAACGCUGGGUACACAGUUUCAAGCCUUGCAAGCGUGCGCAAGGAAGCUGUUCUUAAAUCUGCCCAAAACAACACAACAUUGAAAAUACAUGAAAAA
Scophthalmus maximus (turbot) is the source of this 6270-nucleotide messenger RNA. RefSeq names its product alpha-kinase 2 (gene alpk2). The coding region runs from base 1 to 4554 and encodes 1517 amino acids. NCBI's taxonomy places the organism in Eukaryota, Metazoa, Chordata, Actinopteri, Pleuronectiformes, Scophthalmidae. Gene Ontology annotation, biological process: protein phosphorylation. Gene Ontology annotation, molecular function: protein serine/threonine kinase activity; ATP binding. The record is from RefSeq and is a predicted model, not a curated record. The transcript has 10 exons.